GUCGUCGUCGAUACAGAUUGCAUUAGGCCCUCAUGCAACGCCUUCUCUUGGUCCUCAUGGCCAUGACUGGCGUCGGCUAUGGCUCGUACUGCCAGCGCACGAUGCGCCAGCGCGAACACCUGCAUCCGAGCGUGCAUACGCUGCCGCCACCGACGGACACCGAGGUGCUGGCGAUGGCGUCGCUGCCAAAGGCGCUCGAUUGGUGCGAGCGCGGUAUGUGCACGUCGUCUUGGAACCAGCACAUUCCGCAGUACUGCGGGUCGUGCUUUGCGCACGGCGCGCUCUCGAGUGCGAACGACCGCAUCAAGAUCCUCAACCACAAGCUCGGGUUCCACGGCCCGGACGUGAUGCUCGGGCGGCAGAGCUUUCUCAACUGCGCGCCGGGCCACGGCCUCUCGCACGGCUGCAAGGGCGGCGAGCCCGCGGACGUGUACGAGUUUAUGCACAAGUAUGGCCUUCCGGACGAGACGUGUCUGCACUACAACGCGACCGACUACACCAAGUACAUUGACUUGUACAAUGGCACGUGUCCGCCGGACGGCUACUGCGUCAACUGCAUGAAGACGCCCGACAGCCUCAAUGUGCCCCACUGCUUCCCCGUGACCAAGAUGGUCCGGUAUCGAGCGAAGGAGUAUGCGCGCAUUGCCGGCGAGCAUGCCAUGAUGCACGAGCUCCUCAACGGUCCGAUUACGUGCGGGAUUGCGUGCAGCCCGCCGUUCAUCAACGACUACACGGCCGGGAUCCUGCACGAUACGACCAACUUCACGCACAUUGACCACGACGUUGAGAUUGUCGGGUGGGGCGAGGACGAAGCCGGCACCUUCCACUGCGCCCACGGGUUGCCCGCGAGCGUCGAGACAUGGAUCAUCGCCGAGUCGGGGUACGCUCCGCCCGAGACGCAGUUGUUGCAGCGGCUAAGGAACUUGCCCGUGUCGGCCUGAAGCCCAAUCACUUGACCAUCAUUGAACGUGCACGCCGGCGACGGGAGGCGGUUGACCGU
Messenger RNA from Saprolegnia diclina VS20, 1000 nucleotides. RefSeq lists its product as hypothetical. Bases 33 to 941 code for a protein of 302 amino acids. Gene Ontology annotation, cellular component: lysosome. The record is from RefSeq and is a predicted model, not a curated record. Gene Ontology annotation, molecular function: cysteine-type endopeptidase activity. The transcript has 3 exons. NCBI's taxonomy places the organism in Eukaryota, Oomycota, Saprolegniomycetes, Saprolegniales, Saprolegniaceae.